AUAUAUAUAUCUUCCAGCCAUGAGCACCUCCGGUACUCUCCUCUGGGCAGUUGAUAUCUUUGGCAGAGUCUACACGCUGUCAACGACUGGCCAGUACUGGGAGCGUUGUAAAAAUGGAGAGCUGGAAUUUAAGCGGAUUUCUGCCGUCAAACAGUGCUGUUGGGGAAUCGCUUGUGACCAUCAGGUUUACGUUUACAUCCACUCUAACGAUGUCCCGAUCCGAUACCAGGAGGAAACCUAUGAAAAUCAGCGCUGGAACCCUGUGACCGGCUUCUCAGAGAAAUUGCUGCCCAGCGAUCGCUGGCAGUGGAGCGAUGUGAGUGGGCUGAAGAAUCAGAAGCUGGAAAGCUUUGUGCUGCCAUCGCCUCACUGGGAGUGGGAAUCAGAUUGGUAUGUGGAUGAGAAUUUUGGCGGGGAUCCUACAGAGAAAGGGGGCUGGACGUAUGCUAUUGACUUCCCGGCUGCCUAUACCAAAGACAAGCGAUGGAAUUCCUGCGUGCGGCGCAGGAGGUGGAUUCGUUACAGGAGAUACAAAUCGCGGGAUUUGUGGGCCAAGAUUCCAUACCUGGAGGAUCCCAAGCAACUUCCAGACCCUUUUAAUGAUCUCUCCGUCGGGAGCUGGGAGAUAACCGAUGAGCCGGUGGGGCGAUUGUCCGUCUGGGCUGUCUCUUUGCAAGGAAAGGUGUGGUAUAGAGAAGAUGUCUGCUGUCACAAUCCGGAAGGUUCUUCGUGGGCUUUAAUACCUACUCCCGGUGAAGCUGUCCAGAUCAGCUGUGGGCCGUAUGACCUUGUGUGGGCGACCCUUUGGGAAGGCCAGGCGAUUGUGAGGGAAGGGAUCGAUCGGAACAACCCUCAGGGAAUCUCUUGGACAAUCGUGGACUCUCCGGUCACGGAGAAUGGAAUCUUGCACGUGUCUGUCGGGGUGAACGUGGUAUGGGCGGUCACGAAAGACAGGAAAGUCUGGUUCAGAAGAGGCGUGAAUUCACACAAUCCGUGUGGCACCAGUUGGAUUGAGAUGGUUGGCGAGAUGAUGAUGGUGGGCGUGGGUUUGAAUGACCAGGUCUGGGGCAUUAGCUGUGAGGACAGGGCUGUUUAUUUCCGUCAAGGAGUCACGCCGAGCGAAUUAAGUGGGAAAACAUGGAAGGCUAUCACUUGUAGCCGCGACAGCGACCGAUCUCAGACGGACAGCUCCGCCAGCCGCCUCAGUGCCGGCUGCUUCUUCACAGAUGACAUCAAAGAACAAGCCACUUCCCUCUUCCAGACUGAGGGAGACCUUCCGCCGGAGCAUUUAGCAUCUCUGGACGCGGACGAUGUUUCCUCGGGGGACAGUCGUAACAACGGGGACCCCCAGAGGGCGGGCUCAGGCGCCCCUGCGGCUGCGUGUCCCAUCCUCGUCUCCCCCCUAAAUGAAGCUGCCCCUGCUCUGGAGAAAAGAGCCAAGGAGGCCCCAGAGGACAUGGUCUCAGAGCCCGGCUCCCAACCGGCUGAGCUACAGUGGACUAACAUUGACCUGAAGGAAGCCUGCAAGCCCCAGACCGGGUCUGCCAGCCCCUUUGCGGAGACCUCCAGCCUCUCCUCCUUCAGCACAUUAUCUGGGGGCGUCGAGGAUCAUUUUGUGACCGACGACCACCCGUUGUGGGCCUGGGUCUCCGGUGGAGCCUGCCUGGUGGAUUCACACAGCUCUCUGAAAUGGUUUACAACACAAUCAGCCACCGCCUCUUCCUCCUCCUCGGGGCAGUCCCUCUCCCUGUCCAUCACCCCGGUGCAGACUGCCACCUGGCGAAAACAAAUUUUCGAGCAGCUCAGAGAAAGAACUCGGCGGGAGUUAGAGAAUUUCCGACAUUACGAACAGGCUGUUGAGCAGUCUGUCUGGGUCAAAACGGGCACUUUGCAGUGGUGGAGAAACUGGAAGCCUUACAAAUGGGUGGAUGUCCGCGUGGCCCUCGACCAGUUCACCGACGACGGCACACGCGACAGCAUCCUUUUCAUCUAUUACAUGCACUACGAGGAGAAGAAGUAUAUCCACGUGUUCCUCAAUGAAGUCACGAUCCUGGUUGAGAUCCUGAAUGAGACGAAGCCUUCGUUUGCUCUGUAUACGCCGGAGAAGACCAAGCAGCGUUGGCCCAUCCGACUGGCAGCAGCUACCGAGCAAGAAAUGCACGACUGGCUGGCUCUCCUGAGCACGUCCUGCUGUGAAAGCCGGCAGAUCCAGGGGCCUCCUUCCCACCAAGCCAUCUGGUCUCUGACCUGUAAAGGAGACAUCUUUGUGAGCGAGCCGAGCCCCGACCUGGAAGCGGCAACGCACCCCAUGCCUUGCGACCAAAUGUUCUGGCGUCAGAUUGGGGGACACCUCCGGCUGGUUGAAAGCAACAGCCGCGGCAUCGUCUGGGGCAUCGGCUAUGACCACACAGCCUGGGUUUACACGGGUGGAUACGGAGGCAGCUUCUUGGGUCUGGCAAGCAGUGGGGAUAACAUUUACACACAAUCGGAUGUGAAAUGUGUCUACAUUUAUGAGAACCAGCGAUGGAAUCCUGUCACUGGAUACAGCAGCAGGGGCUUGCCCACGGAUCGGUACAUGUGGAGCGACGCAUCUGGCUUACGGGAGUGUACGAAAACAAACACCAAGCCCCCGUCCCCCCAGUGGUCUUGGGUGUCGGACUGGUACAUCGAUUUUAGCGUUUCAGGCGGCACGGAUCGGGAAGGCUGGCAGUACGCAGCGGAUUUUCCAGCGUCUUAUCACGGGAACAAGACAAUGAAGGACUUUGUGAGGCGGAGGCGCUGGGCCAGGAAAUGUAAAAUCAUCACAACUGGCCCAUGGUUGGAGAUCCCUCCCAUAGCUUUAUGGGAUGUUUCGAUCAUUCCUCAAUCACCAGCGGCAGAGGAUGAGUUUGUUGCUCUUUGGGCCAUCAGCGACAAAGGGGAUGUGCUGUGUCGACUGAACGUCACUCCCCAAAACCCAGCGGGCACCUCCUGGUUACAUGUUGGCACCGACCAACCUUUCAUUUCAGUUUCCAUAGGAGCCUUUUACCAAGUCUGGGCAGUCGCUCGAGAUGGCUCCAUAUUUUAUCGUGGUUCGGUAUCCCCCCAAAAACCAGAAGGCGACUGCUGGUAUCACAUUCCUUCUCCUCCAAAGCAGAAGCUCAAACAAGUCUCAGUUGGACGAACGUCUGUGUUUGUGGUGGAUAAAAAUGGUAAUCUGUGGUAUCGCCAGGGCAUUACACCGAGCUAUCCCCAGGGAUCCAGCUGGGAGCACAUUUCGAACAACAUCCGUAAAGUCUCCGUCGGGCCUUUGGACCAGGUCUGGGUGAUAGCAGAUAAAGUCCAAGGAAGCCACAGCCUGAGUUGUGGGACUGUUUGUCAUCGUACUGGAGUCCAGCCCAUGGAACCAAGAGGAGGAGCCUGGGACUAUGGCAUUGGGGGUGGAUGGGAUCACAUCACAGUCCGAGGGAACGCAACGGAAAACCUCAAGGUGGCAUCUCAAGAGACCUCCAGGGACCCUCCCCACCCUCCAAGGGAAUUAGAUGCCGGAGAGAAUGGAGGAGGAGGAGGGGACCAUCCUCAGACCACCCUCUUGGUAGACGCUGCUCGCGAUAUGGACAAGAACGCCAUCCACUGUUAACACACUUCCUAGAGAGAAUGCCCACGGCCUGCAUUUUCCUUCUGUGUUCCACUCCCUCUGUGCAGAUGUGGCGGAAGUGUAUUGGUCUCUGGAUGCUUCUGUCUUGGGUCGACAGAAGAGGGAAGGGGCUCAACACCUCGCAGAUACCCGCAGUACAAGCUGCCGGGAUCGGGGGGGGGGCAGAAACCCGUGCUCAGUUCCCACGAAACAAUUCAGAAGUCACCCACAAACAGGUCAGACCCUAAAGGUGUGGGUGGAAUGUUCUCUCUGAACACUUUGCAAAUUGUUGUUGUUAUUGCUGUUUUAACCAAAAA
Molecule: messenger RNA, 3933 nt
Organism: Pogona vitticeps (central bearded dragon)
Lineage: Eukaryota; Metazoa; Chordata; Lepidosauria; Squamata; Agamidae
Source: RefSeq, a predicted model, not a curated record